Hypanus sabinus (Atlantic stingray) is the source of this 2631-nucleotide messenger RNA. Its product is annotated as extracellular calcium-sensing receptor-like. Gene Ontology annotation, cellular component: membrane. The transcript has 8 exons. Gene Ontology annotation, molecular function: G protein-coupled receptor activity. Gene Ontology annotation, biological process: G protein-coupled receptor signaling pathway. The coding region runs from base 178 to 2631 and encodes 817 amino acids. NCBI's taxonomy places the organism in Eukaryota, Metazoa, Chordata, Chondrichthyes, Myliobatiformes, Dasyatidae. The record is from RefSeq and is a predicted model, not a curated record.
UGUAAACUUUUCGGAGAGUUUCACUUGCCUGGGCUGUAUGAAGAUGGAGAUAUCAUAAUUGGAGGCGUUUUCCCUGUGUACAACAAAGCUUUGGAGGAAGAACCCUCUUUUAAAACUAGACCUACACCUUCCCGUUGUGUCAGUUUUGACCUCAGGGCAUUUCGCUGGACGCAGAUCAUGAUCUUUGCCAUAAAGGAGAUAAACCGAGAUCAAAACCUCCUCCCGAAUGUGACACUUGGAUACCGGAUCCACGAUUCAUGCGCCUCUCCCUCGCAGUCUCUAAGAGCAGCCCUGACACUAAUUAAUGGCCAGGAGAAAGUUAUUCCUGAAGUUAAAUGCAAUGGAGCUGUCCCUAUUCCCGUCAUCAUUGGAGAAUCUGGAUCAACCCAGUCCAUAUCCAUUUCAAGAGCAGUUGCUCCCUUUGGAAUUCCAAUGAUUAGUUAUUUUUCUACUUGUGCAUGCCUAAGCAACAAAGAAGAAUUCCCUACGUUUUUCAGAACCGUGCCAAGCGAUUUAUUUCAAGCCAAGGCUUUGGCUCAGAUCGUAAAGCAUUUUGGCUGGACCUGGAUUGGAACCAUUGCAGGAGACAAUGAAUAUGGGCGAUAUGGGGUUCAGGCAUUUUCUGAGCAAGUAAAGCACGCUGGAGUCUGCAUCGCUUUUUCAGAAACGAUCCUCAGAACCUACCCCAAGGAAAGGAUACUCAAGAUUGUUGACACUAUAAAAACGUCAACUGCAAAGGUUAUUCUAGCUUUUACCUCCGAGGGUGAUUUUUACCCUUUGCUGAGAGAAAUUGUGCAUCAGAAUAUUACGGGGAUCCAAUGGAUAGCAAGUGAAGCUUGGAUUACAGCCGCAAGGCCAUCCACCAAGGAAAAUUUCAAAUCUCUUGGGGGUGCUAUAGGAUUUGCAAGUCACAAAAUGAAAAUCCCCAAAUUUCAAAAUUUUCUUUUUAGUCUACGCCCUCCAAAUUCAACUGAUAGCUUUAUAACUGCUUUUUGGGAAACAAUAUUUGGUUGCACUUUUAAGGCAAAAAUACAGGACUCUAAAUUCAACACUGAGAGAUGCUCAGGGAAAGAGAACUUACAUGAGGUGAAUAAUUCAUUCUUUGACACCAGUGAACUGAGAGUGUCCUACAACGUCUACAAGGCAGUUUAUGCCAUAGCUCAUGGACUCCACAGCUUGUUAUCUUGUCAGAAUAAUUUGCAGGGAGACAAUCUUUGUACUAAUAUUUCAAACAUCCAGCCAUGGCAGCUCCUCCAUCAUUUGAAAGAUGUAAGAUUUACCAACCGCCUUGGAGAACUCGUAUAUUUUGAUCCAAAUGGGGACCCACCUGCAUCAUAUGACAUUAUAAACUGGCAGCUGAAUGACAAGGGGUUGGUUGAACAUGUUACAGUUGGAUAUUUUGAUGCAUCUGCAGCACCAGGAAAGGAAUUUAAGAUAAAUGAAGAUAUUAUUCUGUGGCAUGGCAACCAAAGCACACAAAUCCCACAGUCCACCUGCAGUGAAAUCUGCCCACCUGGAACGAGGAAGGCCGUACAAGAUGGACAACCUAUUUGUUGCUUUGACUGCAUUUCAUGUGCUGCAGGAGAAAUCAGCAAUGUAACAGAUUCAUUUGAAUGCAUGAAAUGUCCUUUGGAAUACUGGUCCAGUGACGACAGACAACAGUGCAUCCUCAAAGAAGUUGAGUUUCUUUCCUUUGAAGAUACAAUGGGAAUUAUACUGAUGACUGUAGCAUUAUUUGGAACAUUUACCACUCUGGCUAUUCUGACUGUCUUCAUGUAUUCUAAGGACACGCCCAUUGUUAAAGGCAAUAACUCUGAGCUGAGUUUCCUUCUGCUCUUUUCCUUGAUUCUCUGUUUCCUGUGCUCGCUCACGUUUAUUGGCAAGCCCUCCGCCUGGUCCUGUGUACUGCGGCACACGCUGUUUGGCAUUGCAUUUGUCCUGUGCGUAUCCUGCAUUCUGGUGAAAACGAUCGUAGUGCUGAAGGCGUUCCAGGCGACCGUUCCUCAAAAGAACACAAUGAAGUGGUUCGGGGCUGCCCAUCAGAGGUGCAUUGUCUGUGCAUGCACUCUUGUCCAAGUUCUGAUCUGUGUGGCGUGGCUCGCAAUGGCCCCACCAUUCCCUGCAAGAAACAUGACCUAUUAUCUUGCAAAGGUUAUUUUGGAGUGUGACGUGGGGUCUCCAGUAGUUUUCUAUUGUGCAUUAGGUUACAUUGGUGUUUUAUCCGGCUUGUGUUUCGUUCUGGCAUUUUUGGCGAGAAACCUACCUGGUAAUUUCAAUGAAGCUAAACUCAUAACCUUUAGCAUGCUUAUCUUUUGUGCUGUUUGGCUGACCUUCAUUCCUGCCUAUGUCAGCUCACCUGGGAAGUAUAUCGUUGCUGUUGAGAUCUUCGCAAUUUUGUCAUCCAGUUUUGGAUUGUUAUUCUGCAUUUUUCUUCCCAAGUGCUACAUUAUCCUGUUCAGACCGGAGGAGAAUACGAAGCAGAGUCUGAUGGGGAAAACCCCUAAUAUAUCCCUGGCAGUACGUUCCAGGUCCCAACCACUCUCCUUGUUAGGAAAACUACCUCGAAAAUCUGCCCUAUACUUUCGUCCGAUUACUAUCUUUGUGGAAUGUGGAAUAGUAGGCGAGGCCUGA